GUCCAGAUAGUGUAAUUCAUUGUUACGAACCUGCUAGACCUAUUUAAGUCUUUUGUGAUAUAUUUAAUGAUUUAUAUAAAAUUCAAAGUGUUAGGUAUAAGUAAAAUGGAAGAGUGAAAUUAUGUGGAGAUAAUAUUUGAAAGGUGUGUUGUGGUGUUAGAGGUAAACAAAGGAAGUAUGACAAUGUUAAAGUAUUGAAAAUAUGUUAUUGACUUGGUGACAGUAAAUCUUUCGAUUCACAUUUGCUAAGAAACAGUAACUGAAUAGAAAUUACGACUGUUUAUGAAUUACAAAUAAUCCAGUGUUUGUAUUUAUUCGUUCAUAAACAAAUUGAUAAUAUAAAAGUGCGUAUGAAAGAAAUAAGUUAUUGUAAAUAAUGAAGUUUGAUACCAAAGCAAAGCAGUAGUGUGAACAGUAAUCGAUUUAGGCAAAAGUAAUCUAGAAAUUAAAAACACAAUGGAUAGAAUAUACAUGAACAUUGAGCCAGAACGCAGAGGCAGUCGAAAUCGCGGAUUAGAAAGAUCACUAAGUUAUUCUGCUGCCAUUGGCAACGGAUCAGGUAGAUCAUCAAUAGAAAUACCAUCCAUAGUCAACACUGACGUCUAUACUAACGAAGAACUGAAAAAGCAUUAUAGAAUAUCUCAGACUUAUGUCGAAGGACGCGAAAUUUCUUUUCCUACUGUUACAGCGAAUGAAAGACACGAAACUUAUCCGUCAAGUGGUGAUGGACUAACAACGGACGCAUCACAGUAUUCCAGUGAAGAUGAACACACCGAUACAGGUCUAACUUUGACUAUAGAUGUGGAGAAUGAUAGUCCUAAAUCAGAGUCGACGAGACAUAUUUCAAACGCGUCGACUCAACCGAUGGUUAGUUCUAGUGCUCCAAUAGAGUUAUAUGACAGAAUUGAUGUAAUAGAGAGUUUGUAUGACGAGCUUGAGACGUUGAGAAGUGCUGUGGGAUAUUCGACGCCGUAUUCUAGGAGACGGAAGAAGGGUACAAAACAUAGACGGGCAGUCCAACAUGGCCGCAGGAUCAGGUCCCGGCGAGUGGUCCUCAAGAACGGUGAGGAAAAUGUUCCAGUCAGGAGCAACAUACCCUCGAAGUCCAUCAAGUACAUGAGAGACAUCGUCAACACUGUCAUCAACAGCAAAUGGCGCUUCCUCAUCCUGGGCAUGAUCGUCAGCCAUUUUGUUUUCUGGUUGUUUUUCGCCGGCAUCUGGUACGCCGUGUCGACUUCCUACGCGGAUGACAUUGGAGACGGCAAGGAGCAUUGCAUUACAGGCACUUCUUCUUUUGCAGGACUCCUCAUGAUGUCUGUGGAGACACAGAUGACGAUCGGCUACGGUGUCCGAUAUCCCAACGAAGAAUGCCCUGAAGCUAUCAUCAUCAUGGUAUUGGAGAUCGUAGCCGGCACAGCCCUCUCUGGAGGCCUGUCCAGUCUUCUGUUCACGAAGCUGGUCCGGCCGAACCGUCACGUCUCAUCUGUGGGCUUCAGUAGGAGAGCUGCUAUCUGUCUUCGAGAUGGUGAACUCUGUCUCCAGUUCCGGGUGUGGGACCUCCUGAACCACCACCUCAUCGCCAGCACCAUCACAGCCUACAUUCUAAAACCUAUUCGGACAUUAGAAGGCGAGCUGGUAUACAACUACAUUCAAUCCUUGAAGUUGAAGCAAGCCAAUGCGUUCCUGCUCUGGCCAAUCACAGUUGUCCACGUCAUUAACGCCGAGAGCCCCUUAUAUGAGUUCUCCGCUCAGGAUAUGAUGGAUUACAGAUUCGAGAUAGUUGUCUGUCUCACUGGCUCCUCCAAGAACAUGGGAACGGUGACACAGAGCAGAACCUCGUACCUCUCUAAGGAGAUCAUGUGGGGUUACCGGUUCAAGAAUGUCUUACAUUACUCCAAAAAAGAAGAAUCCUAUGAGAUUGACGCAGAGAAUCUGAAUUCAGUGGAACAAGUUGAGACACCACUGUGUAGUGCCAGUCGGCUCAAGAUCUUCGAGGAGGACAUCAAAAGUUCUAGAAACAUUCUGUCUACCCCAACUAAUGUCUCUGUUUCGCCAACUAAUAUAUCCAGUCAGGACUCGAUCCAGCUAGGAGAGUCUCUCCCCUCAUCACAGAUGGGAGACUCUCUGCCAUCGUCUCCCAGCCUGAACAGGAUCGCCGGGACACAGAGGAGCUUCGGUUGGAGCUUCAAGAGGUUCCGGCCUGAGAGCUAUUUCGGGAACCAGAAAGCUUCUUAGGGGAAACUUUAAUUGUGUUGUCUUAUGUUUAUGCGUUCCGCUAUUUUACCACCACAUAAAGUUCAAUGGAUGACCUAAA
This is a messenger RNA of Plodia interpunctella (Indianmeal moth), 2314 nucleotides long. RefSeq names its product G protein-activated inward rectifier potassium channel 3-like. Lineage: Eukaryota; Metazoa; Arthropoda; Insecta; Lepidoptera; Pyralidae. The coding region runs from base 457 to 2235 and encodes 592 amino acids. The record is from RefSeq and is a predicted model, not a curated record. The transcript is spliced from 10 exons. Gene Ontology annotation, molecular function: inward rectifier potassium channel activity. Gene Ontology annotation, biological process: potassium ion import across plasma membrane; regulation of monoatomic ion transmembrane transport. Gene Ontology annotation, cellular component: plasma membrane.